CAAAAAUUUCAACAUAUUUCUGUCACUAAAGAUGGCGAAUCACACGAACUCAUCGAGUGUCCCGGAAGGGGACGGUAAAAUUGCCGAAAAUGGGGUUAAAAUUAUCUGUUUAGGAGAUUCCGCUGUUGGCAAAUCAAAAUUGGUGGAAAGAUUUCUCAUGGACGGAUACCAACCACAACAAUUAUCAACAUUUGCACUAACUCUAUUUAGGUACGAGACGAAAGUGGACGGGAAGGAAAUCGUUGUAGAUUUCUGGGACACAGCAGGUCAGGAGAGGUUUAGUAGUAUGCAUCCGUCCUAUUACCAUCAAGCACAUGCAUGUAUUCUAGUAUUUGACGUAACGAGAAAAGUGACGUACAAGAAUCUCAGUCAGUGGUACAAGGAGCUCCGGGAAUACAGACCAGAAAUACCCUGCGUAGUAGCGGCCAACAAGAUCGAUGUGGAUUACAAGAUCACGCAAAAGAAUUUCAACUUCUCCAAGAAGCACGAUCUACCAUUCUUCUUUGUAUCUGCCGCAGACGGAGCAAAUGUAGUCAAGAUGUUCCGGGAAGCAAUCAAACAAGCCGUCUCGUACAAAGAGAACCCAACAGAUUUCACAGACGAGAUCAUGAAGGAGUUAGAGGAAAUGGACCUAAAACUCUCCCCCGACAGUGGCCUUGAGUCUGCAACAAACUCAGAAGGGAAAGAAAACGGCAACGUGAACGACGGAGCAACGACAUCGUCAUGACAACCGCAUCAACGUGAGCGACGGAGACCAAAUCGAGGUCUGAACUCUUAAAGGUGCAAACUUGCUUCUCACCAAGAGCAAAAACUUUUAAAUUCUUGUUUAAUACAAGCUAAUGCCAGCUCUUGAAUAUCUUAUGUGGUGGUUAUGUUAAUGCCAGAAUGGGUGGAGCCAAGCGUCAAAGGGAGGCCAUCCCAUCGUCGUGGUAACAGGAUCCUGACCCCAAAGAAGAGAUAAGAGAAAGGGAUGAUGACAGUGGAGGUUUCCAUCGGGCUUGAUAAAAUCCUGUUGAUGCCAUUUGCUGUUUCAGAAGCAUCUUCAUCAUCGCCAUCGUCAUACUGUUGUUGUUGCUAAAGUCAUCUAUAGUCCUCAUCACCAUGCCAACAAGAUCAUCAUUCAAUUAAGUCAUGUGGAUCCCAAGAUGACUUCACUUAGCGUCUAGAUAAAUACUAGAAUUAUAUUUCAGAGAGCCUGAUUAGACCCGGCACGAUGCCAAUUUUCACAUGUGUCACAUCAUCAUCACGGUCAUGUUUCUGAAAUCAUUAGUCUGUGUCGCCAUGGCAACUCGACUAUCAUUAAAACAAGAAAGUGUUGUUACAAUCCAUGUAUGACGUCAUUUAGGAACCAGUCUGAUGGAUGAUGGAUAUAGCCAAGGUUGUUUUAGCAAUGGCAUCUCUUUUUUGUUUUUCUCUCUCUAUUAAAAUGAAUAAUAUUUUGUAUUGGUCUGUGAAUGAUCAAUAAAAGUGCUAAGAGCUGUCUGGAUGUGCAAGUAAUAGAUACCUGAGAUGCAGUUCCGAGGUUGAAAUGGUUGUCAUGGUAACUGCAUCAUUUCAAGGGAGUGAAGACCUACACAUGUACACUGUACGUACAGUAUGUCUUGUGGAAUGAGGUGUUGUUCAGCUCUUGUCAUCUUGGCUUGCAUUAAUCAAGCCAUUCAGAUGGUUACUAUAUUUAGCAUAUUAAGCAACAAAUGUGCUAGGAGCUGUUAAGACAAGACGUGCCAUCAAUAUGUCCUCGAGAUGCAGUUCCAAGGUUGAAAUGGUUGUCAUGGUAACUGCAUCAUAUCAGGGGAGCGAAGACCUACAUGUAUCUUGUGGAACGAGGUCUUUAUUAAUUAGCUCUGGUAAUCAUCUCGGCUUGCGUUAAUGAAGCCAUUCAGAUGCUUAGCAUAUUUCGCCUGUUAAGAGGUUUCAUGCAACUAAUGAACACAUUCAAAGUUCCCUUUUUCACACUUGCACUCCAGUAAAGAUGACUUGCUGUAUUGAAGUAGCUUGCCCUCACAAAAUUGAAUAAUUGAAGUGCUUUGCUUGACAAUUUUUCCCCAAACACCUUGAUUAUACAUGUAGAUUGUUUAUGUCCGGCACUGUAAUUGAUUUACAUGUAAGUCUCAAUUUUUUGUAGACUAUUAAUAGAUGUUGAAAACAAAUAUCAAAUACAAAUGCAUAUGAAGUUAUAUUACUUUUGUUUAAAAAAAUCAAACCUUCUCUCUUGGUCCGUAUGAUGGAAACUGAUUAGAGAAAUCUUUCCAAAGAUGUUUGUUUCUAUCAUUAUAUUUCUAGUACUUGAAGCAAUUUUGCAAUUUCACAUACUUCAAAAAAGACCUGCAGUCCACAUUAAAAACAGAACAAAAUCAACCUCUUUUCAGGCAAUUUAUAAACAGUGUUUCAUGGCUAUGAAAAUUGUAUUUGUACCACGUGUAAACCUUUAUUGAUAGUCAAAACUGACCCCCUUUCUGUGUUUUAAUAGAAGAAAAAAAUAUAUAGUCCCACAAAGCCGUUAUAAUGCAGUCAUAUAACAAGACAGAGAGAAAUAAGUGCUGAUAUUGAAUUGACCGAUUUGUAAAUGAAUUACUGAAAAGUGUUACAAGAUUCAAACUUAAGAGUUCUGUAUGAAAUUUUGCCUGUUAUUUCUGGCUUUUCCUGGCAGUCAGAUUUAUGUUCUGCGCGACCCUAUCAUCUUGUUUUUAAAAGAAAUAAAAAAUGAAAGGAUGUGCUCCCCAGAAAGAGUCAGACUGCCAGAGAAAUUGGUGAAACAUCACAGAGAAUAUGUUAUUGUACAAUCUCACCACACUUUGCUGUAAUUGAUUUAUAAAUUCUUCAUGAACAAAAGCAUUAAAAUUGAAAGAUAUUUGAUACCAAUGUUCCAAUGAUAGCACUAGUACACAAACAUGUAGUUUUAUAGUAUAUUUAUAGUAUUACCCUGGCUUAGACAAGCUGCCAUCAUAAGAUAGAUCGGUCGAUCUGUGUCGGUGUGUGCCGAACUUUGCUGCAUACUAUAGAAUACAUCAUGACAUGCUGUGCUCUGUCUUUAAUACUACAGUAUUCAAAACAUAUUUAUAAAUGUGACAUGUUAGUUUUGUUUUGUUUUAAGUAGGAGAAAAUAGUCAAUGUCAAUCUGAUGCAAUUUGUAAUGAGUUAUCAGAUACUUUGACGGUUAACUUUUCCUUUAAAAGCCACCAAAGGAAAUUAUUGUACUAUUUAUUGUUCCAUAAUUUUUUUUCUUCUUUUCAUGUUCCCAAGACCAGGGGGGUGUUUCACAAAACUUGUCAUCAGUAACAAAUGACAGUUUUUGUUACUGAAAAAGCUACUGAAAUCCUUGCUUCUGAUUGGUUAUCAGCAGAUUUGUCACUGAUUUUUGUCAUUUGUCAUUGAAAAAAGGCUUUGUGAAACAGGUCCCAGUAGUGUAAAAAAAUGGUUAUGCACUACAAAUUCUGUCGAUUGUUCUUUUUUUUUCUUUCUUAUAGGAAAAUAUAUUACUUUAUCAGUGUAGGCAUGCAAUAAGUACUAUGAUGUAAAUAACCUGUACAGCUUUUUUAUGGAAUGAUAGAUAGAUUGCUAGACUAUUACUAGACUAUAUAAGGAUGUAAUUCGAAGUACUCAAUUUUGUUUCCUCUCUCUCUCAAGAAUAUAUUAUAGUACCCUUUGCUCGGGUAUUUUAUUCUUUUGCCAGUUAUUUAUAAAGAAUUUAAAUUUAGCAAGUAAAGUUCAAUGUUAAUAUGAAGGCCUGCGGUCCCAAGACCCAGAGGUCCAGAACAGGGCAAAACUGUCGUUUAUAUUGGACUGGGGAUCAACUUACAUGAAGAAAAACCAAGACUGAUCGAGAAAGUGAGAAUGGUCUUGCAUGACACUGAUCAUGGUUUCUCUUUAGCGUCUUGCCAGUAUUUUGCAGCUUAGAUACCCAGCACAUAUAAAAUUUAAAAUGUAAAUGUUAGAUACAAGAAGUAUGUCUAGGCUUUUGACAAUUUUACUAUGAAGUGAUUUCUAAGCCAUUUGGGCUGUAUACAUGAGACAGUGCAUGGUGUUUUGCCUAUGAAGAAGGUUAUUUCUACUUUUCUAAGCCAUUUGGGCUUUUUAUCUGUGUAGGACCAUGGGGUGCACACAGCAGGAGAUGAUAUGCCCAUCCCUUUGGCUUUAGUUUGAGAUAAUCAGGCUAUUUGGGCUUGAUAUAACUUGGUGUUCUGUCUGGUACAUGUUUGAAGCCAUUUUGGGCUGUUUUGGCUUGUCAAUGUGAGGUCAAUGGGACUCCAUUUUGAUACCACUCACGUCCUUUGGCUUCAACGAGGCAAUUUUGGGCUACUUCUUUUUCCUAUGUUGUUUAAAAGAGACUCAUUAACCCAAUAUCGCCUCCUUAUCGUGGUAAUUUAGAACAUUUUAGAGAUCAUGAGUUAAAUAUGAAAUCCAUACAUACAUGUAUUAGUAUUCUGCCGUAGACAAAUGAAUUAUAAAUUAUUCAUCAAUUUCAGAAUUGAAAUUUGUGUGUGUGUGUGUUCAUCAGAAAAUGACGAGACUUCAGAAUUGUUUUGAUUUUUUUUUCUUCAACCUUGGUGCUUUUGCAGGGGAACAGCCAUAUGAUAUCUACUGGCAGUAAAAUUUGAUGCCUUAAAAUGGAUUUUGUUUUGUUUUGCUUGUUCAUGUUUUUGUUUCCUUUCAAUGUGUCUGUAUAGUCUAUAUACCCAAAGAUAAAGGAUAAGGGGCCCUGAUAUUGGGUUCAUGUAUCUUGCAGGGUAGGACCAAAUAAGGCAUCUCUGGAUUUUCAAAAUCAAUAGUACUUAACUUUUCUAUGAAUACAUGUUCUACUUUGGUGACUUAAGAAAGAGCUUUGUGCAGUUUACAAUUUCUGGAUUUUUAAAAUCAAUAGUACUGAACUUUUUCGUGAAUAUAUGUUCUUCUUUGGUGACUUUCAAGAAAGAGUUUUGUGCAGUUUACAAUUUUGGAUUUUCUCCUUUAUUUGCAUCCUAUAUAAGUGCGAUAUCGGAAUUUAAAAGUAGAUGGACCAAAAAAAUAAUAAUCUUGAAUGUGUUUCGUGAAGGGAUGUUUAUGUUGGAGCUCGAGAAACUUUCUACAGAGAUGGUACGCUUUGAUUUGUAUUUGUAAUGCCAGGAUUAUUUCAAAGAAGUGGUGAUGGGAAAACUUCUCAAGUUAGAAGUAUCACUUGAUAGUAGAGAAAUCAAAUCUUCUUUUAUUUUGUCUCAUUAUGCUGUGUGUAAAAAAGUUACAAAACAACUAGCUCAGUUGAAUUAAAAUAGAAAUCAUCUAUUUUAAGGUUUAUAACCAUAGAACAAAUUUAGAAUUUAUGCAUAUAUGUAUGUGGUCAGAAAUUAUAUUGUCAGCUAUCAGAGGUUUUAUACAGAUUUUUUUCUAAUGGUUUUUCCUCUUUUAUUCUUCAAAUAAUUUGUUUAUUUCUGUUUUUUCUAUAAAAAACUUGUUAAAAUAUAUGCAGGACAUGUUUUGACUAAGGGA
This is a messenger RNA of Strongylocentrotus purpuratus (purple sea urchin), 5463 nucleotides long. Its product is annotated as rab-like protein 2A. NCBI's taxonomy places the organism in Eukaryota, Metazoa, Echinodermata, Echinoidea, Camarodonta, Strongylocentrotidae. The coding region runs from base 32 to 727 and encodes 231 amino acids. Gene Ontology annotation, molecular function: GTPase activity; GTP binding. The transcript has 8 exons. The record is from RefSeq and is a predicted model, not a curated record. Gene Ontology annotation, cellular component: endosome; Golgi apparatus.